This is a messenger RNA of Topomyia yanbarensis, 1174 nucleotides long. RefSeq lists its product as uncharacterized. The transcript is spliced from 3 exons. The record is from RefSeq and is a predicted model, not a curated record. Lineage: Eukaryota; Metazoa; Arthropoda; Insecta; Diptera; Culicidae. The coding region runs from base 191 to 862 and encodes 223 amino acids.
AUAAAACUGUCAAAGAGGUUUAUUUCGUGGAAAAAGAAGCCGUCUGUCGUAUCCUGUUUUAAUAACUCCUGAAAAUAUAAAAAAAAUUAUUAAAUUUUAUAGUGCUCUGCAAUAUUUGGUGAAAACACGUUUUUUUUUGUUCUUCUGAAACUGUUUGCUAAGAGUUUCGGAGAAGACGCGGCAGCUUAAGAUGAAUCGCAACUCGAAGCUUAAAAGAUUUUACAGAUAUCGGAGCUACAAAAGGAAGCUCGAAGGUGGCGGAAAUGGAAACUCUGAUCAAUCAAGCAAUUCCAACAAGCAGGCAAAGCAAGAACGAAUCCACGAAGACGCGAGUAUCCCAUCCAUCGCAAUUGGGGUUGUCCCGUAUGACUAUCCGAGCCAAUUGCUGGAUAUAGAGGAGGCAAGGCAGAUCCGAAGUGCGGUGUUGAAAGAAAUGGUAGCCCAACGGGCUACCAAUCCGAUCAAGCCUCAGUUCACUAGGAACGCUAUCCUCCGCACGGGUUGGAUGGUAUUUCACUGUGCCGAUGAGGGAACGGCUAAGUGGAUCGAGGAACUGGACUACUGGGGUACAGUUAACUGUAACGCGGUAAGAGAAUCUGACAUCCCCAGUGGACUUUCGGUGGUGGGAAGUUUCCCACAAAGUGCUGAGGACACAACGGAGUUCAUUCUGGGAAUGAUAGAGGCACAGAAUGAUCUGCCCAGUUCGAAAUGGAAGCUGCUGAAUCGUAAUAAUGGUGGAGAUGUGGCCAUUCUUACCCUGGAGGUGGACAAUUUCUCCUGGCAGAAGCUUGAGGAGAAAAAGUUUGAGAUCACUUUCAAGUACGGUCAGUUGCACUUCAAGCCGGGUGGUAAGAGGAAUUAGGAUGCUGCGAGGGAUUUAUUCUAGUAGAUGUACGGUAGGGAUGUUCAACAAUACUGUUAAUUCAUUAAUUAAUUUUUCAAAGGGCUAAUUGAAGGGCGACGAAGUUUGUCGGCACCUUCAUCCCGUCAAAAGAAUUAAUUUUGAAUUAACAUUAAAUAUCAUCAUUUUUGGGUGAACAAUGUUUGGGAAGUAGGAUUUUCAAUAAUUUGUAAACACUCCCUAAUACAUAGAAAUGGAUUUUAUUUUUUAAGCUCUAAGUCACACCGUACAUAUUGCUGUUUUCUUGAAAAUAAAAUUAACUGAAUUGACCCU